Messenger RNA from Caenorhabditis remanei, 1179 nucleotides. RefSeq lists its product as uncharacterized. Gene Ontology annotation, cellular component: Set1C/COMPASS complex. Gene Ontology annotation, molecular function: histone binding. The record is from RefSeq and is a predicted model, not a curated record. NCBI's taxonomy places the organism in Eukaryota, Metazoa, Nematoda, Chromadorea, Rhabditida, Rhabditidae. The transcript has 4 exons. The coding region runs from base 1 to 1179 and encodes 392 amino acids.
AUGCAUCCACGUCAGAACUAUUCGGGCCGUACGAAUUUCGGGCACUUGUUGAACCAAAUGAAUCAACAAAACCAACAACAAAACCUCACUCGACCGACGUACCCAAACUUGAGCAACUCGUUUGUAAAUGUCACUGUUGAUGAAUUCACGCCACCAGGCUACCCAACAUCAUCAAAUGCUACUCCAUAUUCGUCAUCGACCCCAGGACCGGGUUACAAUUCGGAUUCAAUGCCACCGCCGUUUAUUGGAGCACCAGUGGGAGCUGCUCCACACUACCGCCUGAUGGCUGAACUCAAAAAAGCUCAUACAAAAAGCGUUUCUGCUCUAAAGUUCUCACCGGAUGGAAAAUAUCUUGGAAGCUCAUCGGCUGAUGGUAGCGUCAAGCUGUACAACAUGGCCACUGUGACUUUGGAGAAAAUUCUUCUCGGACACAAACUCGGUAUCAAUGAUUUCGCGUGGAGCUCCGACUCGAAACAGAUUGUCUCUGGAGCGGAUGACAAGAUUCUAAAAAUCUACGACGUUCUCACAGCGCAAUGUGUGAAGAAUCUUAAAGGGCACACCAGUUAUGUGUUUUGUUGCAACUUCAAUCCACAAAACACCCUCGUGGUGUCCGGAUCAUUUGACGAAUCGAUCAGGAUUUGGUGUGCUCGUAACGGGACUUGUAUCAAGACCAUACCAGCCCACCAGGAUCCUGUGGUCGCUGUUUCCUUCAAUCGAGACGGCAACAUUAUUGCUUCCGGAUCCUAUGACGGCUUCAUUCGUAUUUGGGAUGUGGCCCGCGGAACUUGCUCCAAGUCUCUGGUCGAUGAAAUCAAGCCACCAGUGUCCCACGUCAAAUUCUCACCAAAUGGAAAAUACAUUCUGUCCGCAAGCCUCGAUGGUGUAAUAAAGCUCUGGGACUACUACAAAGGAAAAAGUUUAAAGGAAUACAACGGUCAUCUCAACGAGAAGUACUGUAUUGUGUCAAACUUCUCGAUCACUGGAGGAAAAUGGAUAGUGAGCGGAUCUGAAGACCACAAAGUGUAUAUUUGGAAUAUACAGUCGAGAGAAGUGGUGCAAGUCCUGGAAGGUCAUUCGACACCAGUGAUGAGUACCGACUGUCACCCGCUACAGAAUGUGAUCGCCUCAGCUGCACUGGAACCGGACCUCACUAUCAAGAUUUGGAGGUCAGAUAAUUAA